Messenger RNA from Larimichthys crocea (large yellow croaker), 1692 nucleotides. RefSeq names its product T-box transcription factor Ta (gene tbxta). Gene Ontology annotation, biological process: somitogenesis; regulation of transcription by RNA polymerase II; cell fate specification. The record is from RefSeq and is a predicted model, not a curated record. Gene Ontology annotation, molecular function: RNA polymerase II cis-regulatory region sequence-specific DNA binding; DNA-binding transcription factor activity, RNA polymerase II-specific. The transcript has 8 exons. Gene Ontology annotation, cellular component: nucleus; chromatin. Lineage: Eukaryota; Metazoa; Chordata; Actinopteri; Sciaenidae. Bases 103 to 1368 code for a protein of 421 amino acids.
CCUUGUCGCUCUCUGUCAGUGGCCGUCUCAGAGUCAGUGAGCCCUCUUCGCACUCCACACUAAAACGUAUUGGAUUUAGGUCUAUCUACACUACUUGGAAAUAUGACUUCUUCCAACCCUGACCAGCGCCUGGAGCAUCUCCUCAGCGCCGUGGAGAGCGAGUUCCAGAAGGGCAGCGAGAAGGGAGACGCGUCCGAGAGGGAUAUUAAACUGACCCUGGACGAUGCAGACUUAUGGACCAAGUUCAAAGAGUUAACUAACGAGAUGAUUGUCACCAAAACUGGAAGGAGGAUGUUUCCCGUGCUGAGAGCCAGCGUCUCCGGCCUUGACCCCAACGCCAUGUACUCGGUGCUGCUGGAUUUCGUGGCCGCGGACAACAACCGAUGGAAAUACGUGAACGGGGAGUGGGUCCCAGGUGGCAAACCUGAGCCCCAGAGCCCCAGCUGCGUGUACAUCCACCCGGACUCCCCCAACUUCGGUGCGCACUGGAUGAAGGCACCAGUCUCCUUCAGCAAAGUGAAACUUUCCAAUAAACUCAACGGGGGCGGACAGAUUAUGCUCAAUUCUCUGCACAAAUACGAGCCGAGGAUACACAUCGUGAAGGUUGGAGGCAUCCAGAAGAUGAUCAGCAGCCAGUCUUUCCCCGAAACACAAUUCAUCGCCGUCACUGCUUACCAGAACGAAGAGAUCACUGCUCUGAAGAUCAAGCACAACCCCUUUGCUAAGGCCUUCCUGGAUGCCAAAGAAAGGAGCGACCAUAAAGAAGUGCCGGAUCACAGUGCAGACAGCCAACAGUCUGGCUACUCUCAGCUUGGAGGUUGGUUCCUCCCAGGACAGAGUCCUAUCUGCCCCAGCAGCAGCCCUCCUCAGUUCAGUGGCACAGCAGGCCACUCCUCUGGCUCCUACUGCGAGCGCUACUCCAGCCUGAGGAGCCACAGAGCGGCUCCAUACCCCAGCCAUUACCCACACCGUACCUCCAGCACAAAUAACUACAUGGACAACACUUCAGGGACUCUGCCCACUCAUGACAGCUGGUCGGCUCUUCAGAUCCCCAACUCCACAGGCAUGGGCACUCUGUCCCACACCACCAACUCCACAUCUAAUUCCAGUCAGUACCCAAGCUUAUGGUCAGUAGCCGGCACCACCCUCACCCCUUCAGGCUCGGCCUCGGGCUCCAUACCUGGAGGUUUGACCUCCCAGUUCCUGAGGGGCUCCUCCUACACAGGCCUGACCUCCUCGCUGCCCGUCUCCUCGCCUUCCUCCAUGUACGACCCCAGCCUGAGCGAGGUCGGUGUCGGUGAGGCUCAGUUCGAGAGCUCCAUCGCCAGGCUGACCGCGUCCUGGGCGCCUGUGGCUCAGAGCUACUGAGCAGCAGCAGCUGAAACCUGAAACGUCUCUGAAGACUGAAGGUUUAGGAGCAGGACAUAAAAAAAAAAGAGAUCCCGGACAAGAUGUGGAAAUGUCACAAGACCUGCAAGGAUCCUGUUUGUGAAAAAGUUGAGAUUAUUCAUUCCAGAUUAUUUAAAAAAGGUGUAAAGUUAGGCUGGAGUCAUACUGAACAAAGUUGACAUGCAACGACAAUCAUCUCUUUCAUCUCCUAGAGUAGCUGCGUGGUCUGAACUUCCUUCUUUGCUCUUAGUAAUUCCCAACAUGCUUAUUACACAUUUAUAACAUGUUUAUUACACCUUUUUU